CGCCCCCGGCCUUAAAUGUGCGCGGGCGCCGCGAGCAGAAGCGCAUCUCCGGAGCUCCGCAGCGAACGUGGGAACGGGGCGGUGGCGGCGGCGGCCCGUGGCGCAGGAUGUGUGACCGGAAUGGCGGCCGGCGGCUGCGGCAGUGGCUGAUUGAGCAGAUCGACAGCACCAUGUACCCGGGGCUGAUCUGGGAGAACGACGAGAAGACCAUGUUCCGGAUCCCCUGGAAACAUGCCGGCAAGCAGGACUACAACCAGGAAGUGGAUGCCUCCAUCUUCAAGGCCUGGGCCGUUUUUAAAGGGAAGUUUAAGGAAGGGGACAAGGCCGAGCCAGCUACGUGGAAGACGAGGCUACGCUGCGCUUUGAACAAGAGUCCAGAUUUUGAGGAAGUGACAGACCGGUCCCAGCUGGACAUCUCUGAGCCAUAUAAAGUUUACCGCAUCGUCCCCGAGGAGGAGCAGAAAUGCAAAUUAGGUGUGGCGGCCCCGGGCUGUGUGAGCGAGGCCGUGGAGAUGGAGUGUGGGCGCUCUGAGAUCGACGAGCUGAUCAAGGAGCCUCCUGUGGAUGACUACAUGGGGAUGGUCAAGAGGAGCCCCUCGCCACCUGAGGCCUGCCGGAGCCAGCUCCUCCCAGACUGGUGGAUGCAGCAACCCAGUGCAGGCCUGCCGCUGGUGCCAGGGUACAGCGCCUACGACGCCCACCACUCAGCCUUCUCCCAGAUGUUCAUCAGCUUCUACUACGGGGGCAAGCUGGUGGGCCAGACCACCACCACGUGCCCCGAGGGCUGCCGCCUGUCGCUGGGCCAGCCCGGCCUUCCGGGCGGGAAGCUGUACGGGCCCGAGGGCCUGGAGCUGGUGCGCUUCCCGCCGGCUGACGCCAUCCCCAGCGAGCGGCAGCGGCAGGUGACGCGGAAGCUGUUCGGGCACCUGGAGCGCGGCGUCCUCCUGCAUAGCAGCAGGCAGGGCGUGCUGGUCAAGCGGCUGUGCCAGGGCCGCGUGUUCUACAGCGGGAACGCUGCGCCCGCCCGCGACCGGCCCAACAAGCUGGAGCGCGACGAGGUGGUCAGGGUCUUCGACACCAGCCAGUUCUUCCGAGAGCUGCAGCAGUUCUACAACAGCCAGAGCCGGCUGCCCGACAGCAGGGUGGUGCUGUGCUUCGGAGAGGAGUUUCCGGACACGACCCCACUGCGCUCCAAGCUCAUCCUCGUCCAGGUGGAGCAGCUGUAUGUCCGGCAGCUGGUAGAAGAAGCAGGGAAGGGCUGUGGCCCCGGCUCCUUGAUGCAGGCCCCCGAGGAGCCCCCACCAGACCAGGUCUUCCGGAUGUUUCCAGAGAUCUGUGCCUCCCACCAGAGACCUUUCUUCAGAGAAAAUCAACAGAUCACAGUUUAAGUCUCCAGGGCACCGCCGCCUUCCCACCCCCCACAGCUAGAAUCUCAUUAUUACAAUUACUAUCGGAUGUGAAGCCCCCUGGCCUGGGGUGGAGGGCUUCACCCUGCUCUUUGUUUGGUAAGGGCGUCCUGAGGACCCGACGGGGAACAGCACCAUGCCCACUUCUGUCACUCAGGUAGAAGCAUCGAAACUCAACCAGAUGCUCUGGAUGCUGAGCUGUGCCCUGCGGUUAGGACAUUCUUUCCUCCGUUUCCCUCUGAUCAUCGUUAGUUGCUAUGACUCUUUCAGCAUUUGGGGCUACCUGAUGUUUCCAGAGACCUAGCAUUCAGUUUUACUAGCAGGUAGCUGUUUCCAGGACAGAAAUCCUGGAAAAGCAGAAGACCGCUUUUGUUUUUAUCUUUGGUUAGAGCUAGAGAGUUAGGAUUCCAUGUGCUUGAUUCAGUGAAGUGUCUCUUUACCUUUUAAGCAUGUUGAUAAGAUUUAAAAACACCUGGAUACCAGCCUACCUUUCAAAAGUGAAAGCAGAACUCCUGGCUCUUUAGAAGAAAGCAUGUUUGUCUUAGAAUUUGGUGUCAGGCGUGCAUCUCCCUGCCAGGUGAGCUGGUGUUUCCAUCUUCAGACGGUGAAGACUUCCCUCUUGGGCCUUUGUUGCCAGGAAGCUUAGAGCUGAAUUUAUUUUUCAUUUCUGUAAUUAAAUCAUCCAAUAUAUGUCUCCUUCAUUCUCAGUGGUUUUGACCUAUUUUAAAAAUAUUUGUACUUUUCAUUAUCUUUUUUAAAUUAAUGGUUCUAUUGUAAACUGUCUUGAAUCUUUUUUAUAUAAAGUGGGCAGGAUAUAAACCACAAGUUCAAAAAUAA
Molecule: messenger RNA, 2243 nt
Organism: Dama dama (fallow deer)
Lineage: Eukaryota; Metazoa; Chordata; Mammalia; Artiodactyla; Cervidae
Gene: IRF8
Product: interferon regulatory factor 8
Exons: 9
Coding region: 108-1388 (426 amino acids)
Biological process (GO): immune system process; regulation of transcription by RNA polymerase II
Cellular component (GO): nucleus
Molecular function (GO): protein binding; RNA polymerase II cis-regulatory region sequence-specific DNA binding; DNA-binding transcription factor activity, RNA polymerase II-specific
Source: RefSeq, a predicted model, not a curated record